CUCCUCUGCCGCAGCUCGCUUCCUCUCUGUUUGCCAUGCGCCCAGCCGCCCUUCCUCUUCCUCUCGACGCCCUGCUUCUCUCCCGCCUCGCGGCCGUGGAGCUUCCCUGCUGGCGCGCCCCCGCUCCCUAUUUGCCCCAUCUCGCGGCGUCCCAUCUCCCACGCUCAGCCGCACCUCUGCUUCUCUGCUCGGCGCCCUGUCUCUCUCUCUCUCCCUCGCGGCUUCCCUUCUCCCGAGUUUCCCCUGCCAUGGCACGCCUGCUCCCUAGCUCGCCGCUCGCCUAGCCCAGCCACCCCUCCUCUCUUCUCCCUCGCGGUACCUCUCUGUUGGCGGACGUUUUCCCAGCCGUGGAUCUCCUUGUGUGCCGCGCUCGUGCGUGUCCCAGCUUUUCCCUUUCCUGGCGCUCGUGCCCUGCUACUGCAUCGGCUCUAGCUCGUUCCUAUGGAGCCGGUCGCCCCUUCCUGCUCGCCUAAGCCAAGCUCCCAUGGCGCCGUUCUUCCCUGAGCUCCCUCACGUCGCGCCCCUGGCUCGGAUCUCUUCCCUGCGCUCACCGUGGCUUCCUGCUGCAGCUCGCCCCAGCUCGGAUCCGCUGCGAGCUCAUCGGACCGCGUCCCUGGAUCGCCCCAGCUUCCAUGGCUGCUCGCGAAUUCCCUCUGUUGGCCGCGUAGACCUCCUAGCCGCGGGCGGCUCUGGCCCAGGCUGCCGUCGCGCCCUCCCCUGCAAGCUGCCACGUCCUGGUGGCUGGUGUUCACUUACGUCGUCUCGACCUUCACCAGGUGCGCGUGCCGGCCAUCGGCCUUGCCAUGGCGCUUCGCUUCCCCCAGCAGCGCUCUCCUCCUCUACUCCAACCAUAGCCGCGCCCCUCAGCUCGCCUGCACGUUUCUCUGCUCGCCGGCGCGCCCUUCCUGCUGCCUCACUCGGUCUUCGUCUCUGUCGCGCCGAUCUGCGCUCGUCCGUGGCCGUCGAACACGCCCAGCUCCUUACUCGCCACGGCCUUGGUCGUCGCAUCGCUGUGUGCAGCGGUGGCGUGGCGGGUAUUGGUCGCGGGCAUGGUCGGGGCGACGCAAGAUCUGGGCACGCCGUCAUUUCAUUAUGCCUAGCGUCGUGCCUUUUAUGCCAGUCAUCGAUUUCUUAUUCACCACAACACCGUCAUCCCCUGCCGUGCCCUGGAUGUCGUGCUCGUUGUGGUCGGCUCUGGUGGUCGGCAUCGUCGACCGUCAAUUCCGUCAAUAGCCACGUUCAUUCGUUAUUGUUCAGUACUCCGCGAGAAAGAAAUCUAGGGAAAUCUGGGUGUUGAGCACCAAUUUGAGCGCGGACGGUCCGGCCCUGAGGCCGGACGGUCCGCGCGUGCGCAGAACAGAUUAGGGUUCCGAGUUUUGUGCUACGGUUGUUAGCUAAAAUCAUGGGAUAAGCUCGGAAAUUAGUUUGUAAAGGGUCCAGCCCCCCUCCUCUAUAAAUAGAGAGGUAUACGGCCGAUUUGUAAUCAACAAUCGAAUCAAUACAACUUCUAUU
Zea mays is the source of this 1512-nucleotide messenger RNA. RefSeq lists its product as uncharacterized. Lineage: Eukaryota; Viridiplantae; Streptophyta; Magnoliopsida; Poales; Poaceae. The transcript has a single exon. The record is from RefSeq and is marked predicted. Bases 485 to 1297 code for a protein of 270 amino acids.